AUUGCUAUAAGUCAAAAUAUAGGGUAGUCGGGCGGUUCUCUUGGUCGUCGCCUGCUGCCUGACGUGCGGCUCGGUUAUUUUUUUUUUAGUGCUCCGCGCGUGUUCUCACGCGAAAUUGGAUAGCGGACUUCAACACGUGUUGGGCAAAUGCAAAUCACCAGUGCCUUUACAAUAAUAAUCGAGCAAUAAGACUGUGUAACAAAAAUGGGGUGCAGUGCCAGAUACUGUUUACUGAUUUUGUCAUUGUGCCUAGUGACUGAACUAACGUUUGGUGUGAGAGUGGCGCCUAAGCGAAAGAAAGAAGCAAACAACGCCCCAGAUGACCAGUCUACGUCAGCGUCGUGGUGGCAAGCAGGCACAGCAACGCCCUUCCGCGGGAGUAGCAACUCCUACGCCUCUACACAUGGCCUAGUCCAAACUCACCCGAGCAGCAACGAUCCUUACAGUCCGUUUGUAUCGCUGGAUAGCACGAUUGAUCCAUCGCCAAACCCAUUUGUACAUACAAGCGGCAGCGGUCCGCUUAGUGGCAACUUCAGAAAUAACCGCCUGCCGCCAUUAGCAAGGCCAGAAAACGGCAAGCUGUCUCUGAAACAUUUGGACUUCACGAGUAGUGCUACUGCUGAACUUAGGAGAAAUCCAGCGCUAUCGGCCCCUGAUGAGUGCGCAAGAGCUUGUAGAGAAGACGAGCCACCAAGGAUUUGCUAUUACCACUUCACUCUUGAGUUUUACACUGUAUUAGGAGCGGCUUGCCAGUUAUGUACACCCAAUGCAACCAACGCGGUGUGGUCCCACUGCCAGUGUGUAUUAGCUGAUGGGGUAGAGCGCGGAAUCCUCACUGUCAACAGAAUGUUACCUGGUCCUUCCAUCCAAGUGUGCGAAAACGACAAAGUUGUCAUCGAUGUUGAGAAUCACUUGGAAGGUAUGGAGGUAACCAUUCACUGGCAUGGAAUCUGGCAGCGAGGCUCACAAUACUAUGAUGGAGUGCCGUUUGUAACUCAAUGCCCUAUCCAGCAAGGAAAUACGUUCAGAUAUCAAUGGCAAGGAAAUGCAGGUACCCACUUCUGGCACGCUCACACUGGUCUUCAGAAAUUGGAUGGUAUAUAUGGGAGCAUCAUCGUUCGACAACCUCCUUCCAAAGACCCCAACAGCCAUUUGUAUGACUAUGACUUGACCACUCAUGUUAUUGUUAUGAGUGAUUGGCUUCACGAAGAUGCCACUGAAAGGUUCCCUGGUCGUCUAGCUGUUAACACUGGCCAAGAUCCUGAGAACGUAUUGAUUAACGGAAAAGGACAAUUCAGAGACCCCAACACUGGUUUUAUGACGAACACUCCUCUUGAAGUGUUUACCAUGACACCUGGUAAAAGAUAUAGGUUCAGAAUCAUAAACGCCUUUGCGUCAGUUUGCCCUGCCCAAAUCACUUUCGAAGGACACGAUUUGACAUUAAUUGCAACCGACGGUGAACCGGUUCAACCUGUCAAAAUUAAUACCAUCAUUUCAUUUUCUGGUGAACGUAACGAUGUGGUGAUCCACGCAAAUAAAGAAAGCGCCUCUUGGAUUCAAGUUCGUGGACUUGGAGAAUGCGGUAAUAAGCGCACACAACAAUUGGCUAUCCUUCGUUAUGCUAGAGGACCUUAUCAGCCAUCAUCCCCACCUCCUACUUAUGACGUAGGCCUUCCGCAGGGAGUGGUUAUGAAUCCAUUGGAUGCAAUCUGCGACGUCAAGAGAAACGAUGCGAUCUGCGUCAGUAACUUGAAGUCAGCCAAACCAAUAGACAAAGCCAUUUUGCAAGAACGCCCAGAUGUCAAGAUCUUCCUGCCGUUCAGAUUCCAUUUCUACAAACCCAACGAUCUGUUCAAGGAAAACACGUAUAAAAACUAUUUAGUUGCCCCCACUGGAGACCACGUCCUGAGUUUAGUGGACGAGAUCUCCUACACCGCGCCGCCAGCUCCCCCGCUCUCACAAAUGCAUGAGCUGCCACCCGAACUGUUCUGCAACGGCGACAACAGGCCAGCUGACUGCACUGCUGAUUGCAGAUGCACCCACAUGAUCGAUGUGCCCUUAAAUUCUAUUGUCGAGAUAGUCCUUGUUGAUGAAGUACAGUCGCCAAAUCUUUCCCAUCCGUUCCACCUUCACGGGACGUCUUACAGCGUUAUUGGAAUGGGCCGGUCUCCGGAUAAAAAUAUAAAGAAGAUCAACUUGAAACACGCCCUUGACUUGGACAGGAAGGGCCUUUUACAUAGGCAAUAUGAUCUGCCACCUCUCAAAGAUACUAUAGCCGUACCUAAUAAUGGAUACGUCGUUAUACGGCUGAAAGCCGAUAAUCCAGGAUAUUGGCUGUUUCAUUGCCACUUCAUCUACCACAUAGUAAUUGGAAUGAAUUUAAUAUUACAUAUCGGAACUCAGAAAGAUCUACCGCCAGUGCCACCAAACUUCCCAAGAUGUGGUCACCAUUUACCAUCAAUAACAUCGCCAUCACACUAUCCUAUCGGCUACUAA
This is a messenger RNA of Pararge aegeria (speckled wood butterfly), 2496 nucleotides long. RefSeq names its product laccase-5 (gene stw). Gene Ontology annotation, biological process: iron ion transport. NCBI's taxonomy places the organism in Eukaryota, Metazoa, Arthropoda, Insecta, Lepidoptera, Nymphalidae. The record is from RefSeq and is a predicted model, not a curated record. The transcript is spliced from 9 exons. The coding region runs from base 205 to 2496 and encodes 763 amino acids. Gene Ontology annotation, molecular function: oxidoreductase activity; copper ion binding. Gene Ontology annotation, cellular component: plasma membrane.